Lactuca sativa (garden lettuce) is the source of this 1317-nucleotide messenger RNA. Lineage: Eukaryota; Viridiplantae; Streptophyta; Magnoliopsida; Asterales; Asteraceae. The record is from RefSeq and is a predicted model, not a curated record.
AUGAACAAGAAAAAAAAGCGUCUACAAAGAAAGAAAUCACAAGAACAUCACCAAGAAAAUAAAGUUGGAAAAGCAUAUGUUACCAUAUUUGAGAUACACAAAACAUACAAUACUAAGGUUCAGGCACAUAUAAAGGAAAAAAAGGUUACAAUUGAACAUGAAACUGAGAAAUUAUCCGAAGAAAAGAAAGAUCAAGAAAAAUUAAAAGCAAAAGAAAAAGAAGUGAGUGAAGAAGACUCAAAAGAAAAGAGGUCAAAAGAAAAACACGACAAAGAUUCUGGAUAUGAAGAUUCAAAUUCUGAAACAAAGGAGAGUAAGAAAGGAAGGAAGAAGAUUGUGAAGAACCAAUUCAAUACAAUCAAAGAUAGUUUCUCACCUGGAACUUUGCUAUCAGUUAUCCGAGGUUUCAACAAACUUCAAAAAGAUUAUGUCAGGAAGCUCAGUUUGUUGAUUGAAAAUAUAGUAAAUAGUUUCCCAACAAAUGUAAGAUUCAAUCAUUUGAAAAAUAUAAUGGACGAAUUUUAUAGUGAUGAGGAAGAAGGUCAUGAAGAAGAAAAGCAAAAUGAUGAUGAUCAUAAUGAAGAUGAAGAAGAUGAAGAUGAAGAUGAAGAUGAUCAUGAUCAUGAUAAUGAGCAUGAAAACGUUGAAGAAUCACAAGUGAUUAACUGCAUAUUUUAUUUAUAUAAAGGUUUGGAUGGAAAUGUACAUGAAGGAGUUGGUGGCGAGAAACAUAAAGUUCGUGCGGGAGAUGUAAGAGGUGAUAAUGGUCAAGUUGCUGGGAAUAAUGAAAACAUUUGUAUGGAGUGGAUGAUUAUGGAAUGGAAGAAUGCUAGAGAAGGAAAAACUGGUGAACAUCUACAAAUUGUUGGGGGAGGUAAAUAUGAAAAAAUAAACAAAGAAGAUGUCGACAGUGUUGACAAAACUAUAGAGAACACUAUCACAAGUAUUUUUGGGAAGACAGUCGAAUUUUUAGAAUCACAGUUACUUAAUGAUGAUGAGGUCAACUCUAUUUAUGAAAAAACAAUGGAGUUACUUAAUGAUCAUGGAGUCAACUCUAUUUACGAAAAAACAAUGGAUGAUUAUAAAGAAAAGAAAGAGAGGAGCCAAAUGUCAUCAUAUGAUCUAAACAUAAGCCAGAUGACACCACCACAUAGAAGGUACAUGGAGGAUGAGCGAAUUACAAAAGAAAUUCCAAAACCACCAAAAGAUGCCAAGAAGAAAAAGGUAGAUAAAGAAAUGAAAGAAAAAAUAGAAAUAGAGGCAAUGCAAAAAGAUGAGAACAAAUACAAAAUCUUCAAUCAACACCUCAUAGACUAG